CAAAAAUCGAAAUACUCAGCAGAGGCGAUCAGCUGAGUUGGCAAAAGGGAGGAGAACAUAAAUGUGCUUUCUUUUUAACCGAUAGUCUUCCCUUAAAUAGCAUUGCACAAACUCAAACUGGUGCAGCUAACUGCAUCUUUUACCCCUGAAAUUUUACAUUGAAAAAUCAUUUGUGCCUGGGGUUUAAGCACUGUCUGCAGAUUCAGAUGUGCUGGGGAAAGCCAAGUCUUUCCAGACGAGGACAGAAAACUUCAAUAAGAUAAGUUGUAGAUGGGCUGUGAGUCAGCAAUGAAGACCGGAUUGCUGUCCAGCCAGUGGGGGGUACUGGUGAUGCUCCUCAGCCUCUGGCUGCCCCAGAGCUUAUCCCAGCAGACAACUUCUCCUUCCCCGCAGCAGAAGAACAAGCUCAAGUUCCGACUGGCUGGGUACCCCCGAAAGCACAAUGAGGGGCGCAUCGAGGUCUUCUACAAUGAGGAGUGGGGCACCUUCUGUGAUGACGACUUCUCAUUGGAGAAUGCACACGUUCUGUGCCGGCAUCUGGGCUUCAUCUCUGCCACGGGCUGGACACACAGUGCCAAGUAUGGCAAAGGAACAGGGAAGAUCUGGCUGGAUAAUGUUCAGUGCAGGGGCAGUGAGAAAAGCAUCACAGACUGUAAGUCUCAAGGUUGGGGGAACAGUGACUGUACUCAUGACGAAGACGCCGGGGUUGUCUGCAAGGAUGAGAGGCUUCCAGGAUUCGUGGAGUCCAAUGUUAUUGAGCAGGUGGAAGAAAACCGAGUGGAGGAGAUCAGGCUCAGGCCUGUGGUUUCCAGUGCUAAGAAGAGGAUGCCCAUCACUGAAGGCAUUGUGGAGGUCAAGUACAAGGACGGCUGGGCUCAGAUCUGCGAUGAUGGCUGGACUCCCAAAAACUCACAUGUCAUCUGUGGCAUGUUCGGAUUCCCACAGGAGCGAAAGGCCAACAAGAACUUCUACAAACGAAUAAAAAAGCGGGCCGCUAAGGCUAAAGCCAAGAUUAUUGGGUCCUUGAGCAGGGAGAAAUUCAAAUCUAAACCCAAACCUAAGUCUAAAUUGAAUGCGGUCUCUGGGUCAGACAAGAGGUUGUUCGCAGAAAGACAGCAAAACAACUACCAUCUUCACUCCGUGGCCUGCACUGGUAACGAGGUUCACUUGUCAGCGUGCCCCUUGCAGUUUUACCAGGCUAAUGCCACCAGGGCCUGUGAGGGGGGCAUGCCCGCUGUUGUCAGCUGUGUGCCAGGGCCACAGUUUUCCCCAGGCAACAGCCAAAAAAAGAAGACAAAAAGUACGUUCCGUGUACGAUUAAAAGGUGGCGCCAAGACCGGAGAGGGUCGUGUGGAGGUCCUGAAGGAGAACGAGUGGGGGACGGUUUGUGAUGACCGCUGGAACCUGCUGGCUGCCAGUGUGGUGUGCAGAGAGCUGGGGUUCGGCAGUGCUAAAGAGGCUCUGACUGGAGCGCGCAUGGGGCAAGGAAUGGGUCCUGUGCACAUGAAUGAGGUCCAGUGCUCCGGCCAAGAAAAAUCCAUCUGGAACUGCCAGUACAAAAACGUCACGACUGACGACUGUCAGCACGUCGAGGAUGCCUCUGUCAAGUGCAACACCCCAUACAUGGGAUACAAAAACUCGAUCCGUUUGAGUGGCGGGCGCAGUCGCUACGAGGGUCGAAUGGAGGUGAUGACAGGGGUAGAUGGCAAUGGGACUGAGCAGUGGGGGCUCAUUUGCGGAGAAGGUUGGGGCACCAAGGAGGCCAUGGUGGUCUGCCGCCAGCUGGGCCUCGGAUUCGCUAACCAAGGCUUGCAAGUCCGGAUUGUCGGAGGAAGAACUGCAUACGAAGGCAGAGUGGAAAUUAAGAAGGGUUCCAAGUGGGGCACUAUUUGCAGUGAAGGCUGGACUACUAAAGAGGCAAUGGUAGUGUGCCGUCAGCUAGGGCUCGGCUACUCUCUGCAUGCUAUCACAGAAACCUGGUACUGGGAUGGCAGCAAUGUGACAGAGAUGGUGAUGAGUGGAGUGAAGUGCACAGGAAAUGAAAUGUCACUCAGUUACUGCCAACACCAUGGGAGCAACAUCAACUGCAAAAAGACCGACACACGCUUCGCUGCAGGAGUCAUCUGUUCUGAAACUGCCUCUGACUUGGUCCUGAACGCCCCCUUGGUCCAGCAGACCGUCUACAUAGAGGACCGGCCGCUGCACAUGCUGUACUGCGCCGCUGAGGAGAACUGUCUGUCCAGCUCUGCUGCCAAGGCCAACUGGCCGUAUGGGCACCGGCGUCUGCUGAGAUUCUCCUCACAGAUCCACAACAUCGGCCGCGCAGACUUCCGCCCCAAGGCCGGCCGCCACUCCUGGCUGUGGCACGAAUGCCAUAGGCAUUAUCAUAGCAUGGACAUCUUCACCCACUACGACAUUCUGACUCUGAAUGGCUCCAAAGUGGCAGAAGGACACAAAGCCAGCUUCUGUCUAGAGGAUGUAGAAUGUGAGGAAGGAAUUGCAAAGAGAUACGAAUGUGCUAACUUUGGAGAGCAGGGCAUUACUGUGGGCUGCUGGGAUUUGUACCGUCAUGAUAUCGACUGUCAGUGGAUUGACAUCACAGACAUCAAACCAGGAAAUUACAUUUUCCAGGUUGUCAUUAACCCAAAUUUUGAGGUUGCAGAAAGUGACUUCACCAACAACGCUAUGAAAUGUAACUGUAAAUACGAUGGACAUCGGAUCUGGUUUCACAACUGCCAUAUUGGUGAUGCCUUCAGCGAAGAGGCUGAAAAGAGGUUCGAACAGUAUCCAGGACAGAACAACAAAAUUUCUUAACUUCCAGUGGAAAGAUGGAUGGAUACUCCAAUGUCACAGAAACGGCAGGCAUUUGUCCAACUGAAUUUGAAACUAUUGACGAAACACUUUCAAACCAGCCUAGUUGAACGUUACCUCAGAAUGGACAAUGCUGAAAAUAAAGCUGAAAUACAAUGACACACAAUAUUUGUACUAGGGUAUACAUUAAUACGUUGGUAUUAUAUCCAAAUUUAAAUUCUUUUGAAGGACUGUGUUAUCCAAUGCAGCACAUCUAUACAUACAGUAUAUACUUGAAUAUUUAGACUUUUCCUCAUUGAAAUAGACCUGUUUCUUUAUCAUGUACUAUCGGCAGCUUUGUAACUGCAAUAUAGUUUAAAAAGAAUACUUCAAUUUACUCGAGAAUGUGAUUAGCACUAACUUAUGUUUUGUUUCUUUUAUAAAUGCACAUCUAACACAUGAAGGAUCACAUGCUGUUGAUGAGUCUGAAUUGAAAUUAUAUAGUUAGUUUAAUCAGAUGAUUUAGAUGUAGGUGAAAUAAAAUCGGGCAUUCCUUGACAAAUGUAGCCAUAUUCCCUGUAAAGAAAUAUGACCCUUAAAAUAGGAUUCUCAUUGCCCUAGAAUAAAUUCCAAAAAGCAGGCUGUUUGCUUUAAUGUGUUUUAGAGGUGUCACGCCACAUUUAAUUGGGACUUAAAAAUGAACGAAAGUAGAUGUUCAUUGGAAAUAGAAGAGCAAACAUGUUAUAGUUGUGAGAAGGGUUUACUGUUGAAGGAAAAGUUCAAUCUGGCAUUAUUGACAAGUGGACCUUGCCUUUCCCUGCCUUGUGUCAAAACAGACAAAGAGGUUCUUGCCAGAUAGUAGAGGUAACAAAGGCAGAAGCAAGCAAAUGUUUCUUAAUUCAUGUGGAUAUUUGUCCACAUUGUAGUCAUGUGUUGUUGUUAGGUACAGUAUGCUAGCUAAUCAAUUUUCUAACUGUUAAGUCUUUUUUUGUUUGUUUAUUUUAUUUGCUAAUGUGUUAAAUCUCAUUUGAAAGCUGGGAUUUUUUCAAAUGUCUUUCUAGGAAUGGUACCAAUUUUUUUUUCCUAUCACAUUAAUUCCACACACACACACACACACUCAUAAAAACAGACUAAAGGGCCUCGUUGUAAACUAUUUAUUGUCCAUCAGUCACAGGUAGUAUUUAUGCGCACCAUAUUGUACAACUAUACUUUGUGCAACUGAAAAUGGGAGGGAAAUAAAAGUAAAACAAUGAA
Polyodon spathula (Mississippi paddlefish) is the source of this 4044-nucleotide messenger RNA. RefSeq names its product lysyl oxidase-like 3b (gene loxl3b). NCBI's taxonomy places the organism in Eukaryota, Metazoa, Chordata, Actinopteri, Acipenseriformes, Polyodontidae. The coding region runs from base 271 to 2814 and encodes 847 amino acids. Gene Ontology annotation, cellular component: membrane. The record is from RefSeq and is a predicted model, not a curated record. The transcript has 17 exons. Gene Ontology annotation, biological process: peptidyl-lysine oxidation. Gene Ontology annotation, molecular function: copper ion binding; protein-lysine 6-oxidase activity.